This is a messenger RNA of Notothenia coriiceps (black rockcod), 1551 nucleotides long. Lineage: Eukaryota; Metazoa; Chordata; Actinopteri; Perciformes; Nototheniidae. The record is from the annotation of a RefSeq genome assembly.
GUGGCCAUCACACGUUGAUUUUUCUCUACCAACCAUAAAGACAUCGGCACCCUCUACUUAGUCUUCGGCGCUUGAGCCGGGAUAGUCGGAACUGCCCUUAGCCUGCUCAUUCGGGCAGAACUUAGCCAACCUGGCUCCCUAUUGGGAGACGACCAAAUUUAUAAUGUAAUUGUUACCGCUCAUGCCUUUGUAAUAAUUUUCUUUAUAGUUAUACCCAUUAUAAUUGGAGGCUUUGGAAACUGGCUUAUUCCCCUUAUGAUCGGAGCCCCCGAUAUGGCUUUUCCUCGAAUAAAUAAUAUGAGCUUCUGACUCCUCCCUCCCUCCUUCCUCCUCUUACUAGCUUCUUCAGGUGUAGAAGCCGGGGCAGGUACCGGGUGAACCGUCUACCCUCCUCUUUCUGGAAACCUAGCCCAUGCAGGUGCCUCUGUAGAUUUAACUAUUUUUUCUCUCCAUUUAGCCGGUAUUUCCUCUAUCUUAGGGGCAAUUAAUUUUAUUACAACAAUUAUCAACAUAAAACCUCCCGCCAUUUCUCAAUACCAAACCCCUCUCUUCGUAUGGGCCGUUUUAAUUACUGCCGUUCUUCUACUUCUUUCACUCCCUGUACUAGCUGCCGGUAUCACCAUGCUCCUCACCGACCGAAACCUAAACACCACCUUCUUUGACCCUGCAGGGGGAGGAGAUCCCAUCCUUUACCAACACCUCUUCUGAUUCUUUGGCCACCCCGAGGUUUACAUUCUUAUUCUCCCAGGAUUUGGUAUAAUCUCCCACAUCGUAGCCUACUACGCCGGCAAACAAGAGCCCUUCGGUUAUAUAGGAAUAGUCUGAGCUAUAAUAGCCAUUGGACUCCUUGGGUUCAUUGUUUGAGCUCACCACAUGUUUACAGUCGGAAUAGACGUAGACACACGUGCUUAUUUUACAUCCGCCACAAUAAUUAUUGCCAUCCCUACUGGUGUAAAAGUCUUUAGCUGACUAGCAACCCUUCAUGGCGGAACAAUCAAAUGAGAAGCCCCCCUUCUUUGAGCCCUGGGGUUUAUUUUUCUAUUCACAGUUGGAGGCCUAACAGGCAUCGUCCUUGCCAAUUCGUCCCUAGACAUUGUCCUUCAUGACACUUACUACGUCGUAGCACAUUUCCAUUAUGUACUUUCAAUGGGAGCCGUCUUCGCCAUUGUUGCCGCUUUCGUACACUGGUUCCCGCUAUUCACAGGAUACACCAUGCACUCCGUCUGAACAAAAAUUCACUUCACAGUCAUGUUUAUUGGGGUAAACCUGACCUUCUUCCCCCAACAUUUCCUCGGAUUAGCCGGGAUACCUCGGCGGUACUCAGACUACCCAGAUGCAUAUACCUUGUGGAACACAGUGUCUUCCAUUGGGUCCCUAGUUUCUCUAGUCGCCGUCAUUAUAUUCCUAUUUAUUAUUUGAGAAGCAUUCGCCGCUAAACGUGAAGUAUCCUCCGUAGAGCUUACUACAACUAAUGUAGAAUGACUUCACGGUUGUCCCCCACCAUACCACACAUUUGAAGAGCCUGCAUUUGUACAAAUUCAUUAUAACUAA